AUGAAUUCAGUUUGCGCAGCUCCACAAUGUGGUAAAGAAACAAAUUCAAUGUUGAAAUGCCCAGUUUGUUUGCAAGCGGGCAUUUCUAGUGUGUUUUGUGAUCAAAAUUGUUUUCGUUCCAGCUACUCCAUUCACAAGGCAAUUCAUAAAUCAGAUGACGGAGAAGAGACUUAUAUUCCAUUCCCCAAUUUUUCAUAUACUGGUGAUUUAAGACCUCAUUACCCAUUAAGUCCAAGAAGGUCCAUCCCUAAGCACAUUAAAUUACCCGACUAUGCUCAGCAUGGUAAACCCAUUAGUGAAAUCAAGAAUGAUCGUAUUGGUAAGAUACCGGUUUUGACACCAAAGGAGAUUACCAAAAUCCAAAAAGUUAGUAAAGUAGCCAGGGAAGUCUUGGAUAUUACUGCAAGUCAUAUCCAACCAGGAAUUACAACCGACGAGUUGGAUGAGAUUUUGCAUAGAGAAUGUGUCAAGAGAAAUGCGUAUCCAUCACCGUUGAAUUACUACAACUUUCCAAAAUCAUUGUGUACUUCGGUCAAUGAAGUGAUCUGCCACGGUAUUCCCGACAAAACAAAAUUGAAGGAUGGUGAUAUCAUCAACUUGGACGUAACGAUAUAUUACAUGGGGUUCCAUUCCGACUUGAAUGAAACUUAUUACGUUGGUGAUAAGGCUAAAAGUGACCCUGACACUGUUCGUUUGGUUGAGACUACUAGAGAAUGUCUCGACUUGGCCAUUCAGGCGGUCAAACCAGGUGUGGCAUUUAGAGAAUUAGGAAACAUUAUUGAAAAACAUGCCUCGGAAAACAAUUGUUCAGUUGUGCGAACUUAUUGUGGUCAUGGAUGCGGUACUUUGUUUCAUUGUCAACCAAACAUUCCUCAUUAUGCCAAGAACAAGGCCAUUGGAAUAAUCAAACCUGGUCAAGUUUUCACUAUUGAACCUAUGCUUAAUUUGGGUACCUACAAGGAUUGCACUUGGCCGGACAAAUGGACGUCAACUACUCAAGAUGGAAAGCGGUCAGCACAAUUUGAACAUAUGUUGUUGGUUACUGAAGACGGAGUAGAAGUUUUGACUGCCAGAAACGAAAAUUCACCGGGCGGACCAAUCCCAAGAAUUUAG
Lodderomyces parapsilosis is the source of this 1113-nucleotide messenger RNA. RefSeq names its product methionine aminopeptidase. Gene Ontology annotation, biological process: proteolysis. Bases 1 to 1113 code for a protein of 370 amino acids. NCBI's taxonomy places the organism in Eukaryota, Fungi, Ascomycota, Pichiomycetes, Serinales, Debaryomycetaceae. The record is from RefSeq and is a predicted model, not a curated record. Gene Ontology annotation, molecular function: metalloaminopeptidase activity. The transcript has a single exon.